Molecule: messenger RNA, 1077 nt
Organism: Sapajus apella (tufted capuchin)
Lineage: Eukaryota; Metazoa; Chordata; Mammalia; Primates; Cebidae
Product: olfactory receptor 51V1-like
Exons: 1
Coding region: 136-1077 (313 amino acids)
Biological process (GO): G protein-coupled receptor signaling pathway
Cellular component (GO): membrane
Molecular function (GO): olfactory receptor activity; G protein-coupled receptor activity
Source: RefSeq, a predicted model, not a curated record
CUGAAUUUAUGCAAAUUACAGAAAUUGUAUUAUAUUUUACUUUCUUCCUAAAAACAGACAGACAUUACUAAAAAUCAGGGAAACACAAACCUAUGCAAUUUGCAUUUUUCUAGAAGUAUUUUCAAUCCUCUAUUAAUGUCUAUCUCUAACUCAAACUUCAAUAGUUCCAGAUUUGUUCUCACUGGUUUUCCUGGCCUAGAGGUUCACUGUCCCUGGCUCUGCAUUCCUUUCUCCUCCAUCUAUGCUCUGGUGUUCCUGGGAAACUGCAUGGUGCUCCAUGUGAUCCGGACUGAGUCAAGCCUACACCAGCCUAUGUUCUAUUUUCUGGCCAUGCUGGCCCUCACUGACCUGUGCAUGGGGUUUUCUACUGUGUACACAGUGCUGGGGAUCCUGUUGGGGUUAAUUCAAGAGAUCAGCCUGGAUUCCUGCAUUGCCCAGUCUUAUUUUAUCCAUGGUCUGUCCUUCAUGGAGUCCUCUGUCCUCCUCGCUAUGGCGUUUGACCGCUACAUUGCCAUUUGCUACCCAUUGCGCUACUCAUCCAUCCUAACUAAUGACAAAAUUAUGAAAAUUGGAGUGGCAAUCUUAUGUAGGAGUUCUUUACUAAUACCUCCAGUCAUCAUCCGUCUGAAGUUCUUAAAUUAUUGCCAUCCUCACAUCCUUUCUCACUCUUUCUGCCUGCACCAAGACUUAAUUAGAAUGGCCUGCUCAGACAUCCGCUUCAAUAGCAUUUAUGCUCUGACACUGGUGAUCAUCAACCUGUUGUUAGAUGCAGUGCUCAUACUCAUCUCCUACAUCAGGAUUUUGCAUACAGUCUUAGCCAUUGCAUCCUGGGAGGAGAGACUCAAGUCUUUGCAGACCUGUGUAUCUCACAUCUGUGCUGUUUUGGUUUUCUACAUCCCAAUCAUUGGUCUGACAAUGGUGCAUCGCUUUGGGAAACACCUCUCACCAUUGGUUCACGUCCUCAUGGGCAACAUCUACGUUAUUUUACCACCCAUGAUGAACCCUGUUAUUUACAGUAUAAAGACUCAACAGAUACAAAAAAGAGUCCAGAGAUUGUUCUGCAUGAAAGGAGCAUAA